Molecule: messenger RNA, 143 nt
Organism: Acaulospora morrowiae
Lineage: Eukaryota; Fungi; Glomeromycota; Glomeromycetes; Diversisporales; Acaulosporaceae
Source: the annotation of a GenBank genome assembly
AUCUUGUUCUAAUGGAUGUAAUUGAUUGGUUGUUAUAUUUGGCAUGUCUGGUUGGCCGUUUUCUGUAUGGCGGCUGGGUUCUAAUUGUCUUGGGAAAUGGAUCUAUCUUACCAGAAGGUGGAGUCUGUAUAGUGAGUAGCUGA